This is a messenger RNA of Pogona vitticeps (central bearded dragon), 5620 nucleotides long. NCBI's taxonomy places the organism in Eukaryota, Metazoa, Chordata, Lepidosauria, Squamata, Agamidae. The record is from RefSeq and is a predicted model, not a curated record.
AAUGCAUGAAUUGCACUAAGCUCACAGACAUGACUGAGCGGCUGAAUACCCUUGAAGCGAAGAUCUUACUGCUGGAGGCUGCAGAGCGAGUCCCGCCUUCAGAGAACGACCUGCCAGUGGUGAGGACGACGGCCACGUGGUAUGAUGACUUCGUGCCCGACGCCAUUCCUCUAGCCAAGCCGGGUACCGUGCUGAGGAAACCUGUGGGACCCGUAGGGCUACCGGGACCGACGGGGAAACCAGGCCCAAAAGGGGAGAAGGGAGAAGUUGGCGAGAGGGGGAUGUCUGGACCACCAGGUCUGCUGGGGCCUCCUGGACCCAGGGGAUAUCCAGGCGAAACUGGAAUGCCAGGGCCGCCGGGGCCACCAGGACCACCUGCGUCUCCAAGCCUGCCUUUGACCUUCCAGCAAGGUGUCCUGUAUUCGCUGCAGCCCGGCGCUGAGAAAGAAAAUGGAGAGCCACAGCUGGCCUCCACAGUCAUUGACACUAUCCUGGCCGGCUUGCCGGGACCUCGCGGCGCACCAGGACCCAUUGGACAACCGGGCCCACCUGGAUCAUCAGGCCCCAAAGGGGCCCCGGGAUCUGUUGGCACUCCUGGCUUACAGGGCAUCCCUGGCUCCCCAGGACAGCCUGGACCGAAAGGAUCCAAAGGAGACCGAGGAGAAAAGGGACAAGUGGGUCUGACCGGUGAAAGAGGCAUUAAGGGAAUUCCUGGUGAACCUGGCAAGAAAGGCGAAGAAGGAGACAAAGGUGCAGAUGGCGAAGGUGUGCAACAGCUCCGAGAGGCCCUGAAGAUUUUAGCCGAGAGAGUGUUGAUUCUAGAACAUAUGAUAGGAAUCCACGGCUCAGGACAAGAUGUGAUCCUGGGCGCCCCGCUCCGAGCGAACAUGAAAAUCAAGCGACACCAUUCGAACCAGAUCAUCUCCUCACUGCUGGACGACAGCGAGACCAAAGGGAAGAGCAACGGAAGGAAGCCCAGCCAUGAAGGCUGAAGAGGCUCAGAUACCGUGGACUUCUGUCAGAUGUCCCUGCAGGUCAGGAAGAUGGAACAUCUGUUGGGACAGGAAAGCCAUCUGCGAACUCUCCACAACCUUUCCAAUGUAUAUUUCGCACGCGGUAGACCUCCUAUCUCUUUGUUUCUGUCCUGUCCUUCUCAGCCGAUCAUGGCAAUAAUGUCUAGCUGCUGCCAGGCAAGCUCACAUAAUCCAAGCGGGCCACCGUCCUCCAUCCUGCUGCGCCUGUAAACAUAGCUCAAACGCUUCCCCCUCUUCCGACCUCUUGCCAGCACAAGAGGAGUAGGUUCCCUAAGCAUCAUCCCUGCACAAAUGGCUCCUUUGGGCCAAAUGCUGGUCCCCAGUGGGUCCGGGGGAAGAGGUGGUCUCUGAGGUCAUCGCAACCCACCAGUGACCUCGUCUCUCUUGCAUCCUUCCCCGUUCUUCUGGAAUUGCACCCACUUCCUCCUCCUGUUUCCUCCGAAGCAGUGCACACAGGUGGGGAGAGGUGGGACGGAGGGAGAUGGCGUUCGUGGGUUUUUGCUGGGGAGGCACCAUGAGGAGAGGUGGCGGUGUUAAGCCUGGGUGUGGGCAGAGGAGUGCCCCCCGCACACCACCCUGCUUAGGAUGACCACCUCAGGGUGAUGAAUGAUAAGGCUCUUCCCGGGUUCCAGAAACCAAGACGUUGGGCAUGAUCCAGGCACCAGCAUCUCCGAGAAUGUCUGAGGCCCACACCCAAAUUUCCUUCCUUCCUUCUGUUUGACUCACAAGAUGCCUUCUGUUGUAGCCCUUCUGCAUUCAGACACUCUGGAGCAUUUUCUGCCUAUUUAAUCCGUGCAGGGAUGCUCCGCUGGCUCUCUGCAAAUCAUUUGCCGUGAACCGAAAGGGUUCUGUGGGACCCACCCCACCCUUGCCUGCCACGGAGUAUUGUGGCUGGGAGGGUGAAUGACACAGCAUAGCUAUUUUCCAUGCCCUUUCGGAUCUUUUCGCAGAAGAAUUCAAGAUAACCCCUCGAAGGAACUGAAGGUGUCUCUGAAACACAGUUUGAAAGCCAUUGUUCUGCUUGGUUUUACAACCAUUGCCCUCAUGCAGGGGAAAAGGGAAAAAAGAAAAAAGAAACACACCAUGUCCAAUUAGGGGUAUGAAUUGCUGGUAUUUGUUUACUAAUCCUGCUGGCAAAACUUCAUUCUGGGGACCUAAGAUCCAUGAAGCCCGUAAACAUCUUUCAGAAUCCAUCUACCAUCUGCUAAAGUUCAGCUUAGCUCUUCACCCCUUAACUACAAGAUCAUUUCUGGAUUCUCCUAUCCAUGAGCAAAGAUUCCAUCACCGGUUUCUCAUUUUAUGUCUGAAGUCCGCGAGUUGCUGUGGAUGAUGGGGAACCACAAGAGUUAGGGUUGCUCCUUGGGACCAUCACUGCCCAAAUCCUACAGACGUACUUCUUGUAGGAACCAGCCAAACUUUUUAAAAAAGCAAACUUCCCCAUCUCUGGGGGAACAACCAUGGCAUUACUUGCCAAGUUCAUGGAUUUUGUUGGGUGUAACGGGGUGAAUUUCACCAGGCAAUGUUUUCCCCGUUCCCUCAGGUUCACACUCACACAAAUCUCUCCUCCUAAGUUUCCGCUCAACACAACAGAUGUUAAAGGCACCAGAUGCCCAAGCAGAAAAGAGAUGUACUCCCAGUCACUAGGUUGUUGAGAUUUUGGAAGAUGGACUCCCCAUCUCGCUUCACAAGCCUUGCUUUGUUUCGACACUUUCAAGCCUAAUUCUCUCAGCCAUGAGGACUAGAAACCUAGUGGCAAGCUGAGAUUCUCAAGAAGAGGCAUUAGGUCUGCCAAACUCAUAGAAAUCAUAGAAAAGUGAAGUUGGAAGGGGCCUACAAGGCCAUCAAGUCUGACCCCUUGCUCCAUGCAGGAAUCAAUCUUUGGUGCCUUCAUCACCCCGCUUUGCUGUGGAAGCCCUUCUUUACCUUCUAGGGUUGUUGUAAAAUAAAAUAAAAAGGGGACACUUGCAGAAUGCAUCCCCCCCCCAAAAAAACCAUAAUUUCUGGCCACUGUUCACUGUGGUGAGGGCAAGUAGGUUAAAAUGGAGAAAAGAUAGGGCUCUGGUGGCUAAAUCUGCUUCCCAGAAAGUAAAUAUUAGAGGUGUGGAGACUGGGUGUCUUUGGGACUGCACAACUGCUGGAGGAAUUCUGAGCAUCAAAGUCCAAAGCCACAAGUCUUCGCACCUCUAGUAAAAACCAUGAAGACUGAACGCAGGGCAGCUUACUUCAAAGUAAACAUGACAUUAGUUUUGUAUCAUUUCAGCAGCAAAGGGGCCUGUUUUAGUCAAUGGGAUUGAGCCCGAAAUAUAGAGGCCUCAGUCUUGUUACUCCCAACUGGAAGAAACUCAUUGCACCCCUGACCAGAAUUUGGUUGGAGAUUUAUACUGGUGUGCAUGUAAUUAUGUAAAUCACAAUCCGGGGUGGGAUUUUUGGUUUCUCUAAACUGCUGAUACCAUAAUUCUCCAUUGGCCCUAUCUUGUGGGCGCAUUACAACACCGCAGUGUGAUGCAACUGGGAGCAAGGCCUAAACUGAAAAGCUCUUGGGCUGAGCUCGGCCUAGCUUCCUGUUCCUGCCCCCAGUGCUAGCUGGGAGCUCUCUUUCUGUGCAGGAAGCUCAGGCUGAGCUCGGCCUAGCCUAGCUCAAAGCCUUUCAGUUUAGACCUUUCUUCCAGGUGAAUCUCAGGGAGCUGUUUGUCAGGUACCUGCAAAGUAGGAAGACCUCCCAGAACUGUGUUUGUAGUCCAGAAAAUCUUAAAACCCCAUACUUAAUAACAACGGUGAAUUGCUGCUUUUUGAACUCUUUGCUGCUUUCUUUCCUAACCUCAUGCCAAGCCAUGCAACCAACAUAGGUCCAAGAAAGCAAGUAGCAACUCGUUAAUUAGCAACGAUUUCCUGACACCAUUGAUGCAUUUACUCUUUUGCCUGUGCAAAUGCUCAGUAUGCUUCUGAACCAUGAGGCUUACGGAAGUGUUGAUUUAACAUGACUCAUUCAUUCAGUGGGUCUACCCUAAUUUGGAUUAACAUUUGCAUUUAGGCCAUAUUCGUUUACAGUUUUAAUGCUGCUUUGCCACUGAUUUCAGCCUAAUAAACCCCUGGUAUGUUACAGUUAUUUAACAGUAAUUACAAUAAUUUUAAAAAGAAAAUAGUUUUCAGAAACAGAGAGAAGUUUCAAGCUGGCAUUCACAUACUUUUCUUGCUACACAACGUGUAACGAGUUUAAAGUUAUUGGAAGGGAUCCUUUUUGUUGAUGAACGACGUAUGAGGAAGUGAGUCCACGAAACCUAAUGCCCAGUAAACCUUUUUUUCAGGCACCACAAUCACCUUUGGUUGGUCUUGUUCGGAGGAACGUGGCUCUGCUUUGCUCUGAUAAACAUUUUUUUUUCAUUAUUUCACAAAUGCUCCAAGGUUGACCUUAUGGAUAUCCCUCAGUAAACCUGCGAUGAGGCAAGAAGUUGAGGUCCUUUGCAAAGAGCGCAGAUAUUCCUCCGUUCGUGCCUCUUCAAAGCAUGCAACACGUGCGUCUCUGCAUGCACACACAUCCUCAAGUGAAUCAACCGUUGGAAUCAAAAUGUUGCGACAGGAUAUUUAGCAGCAUUAACCUUGACCCACAAAGCCUCAGUUGCCACUGUAAAGUAAGGCAAGGCAAAAGGUUCACAUUGUAGGGAGUGUGAUUUACCUGGAGGCAAAAGCAGCUUAGCUCUGAUAUGCAGGAGAGACGCUUCACAUCUAACUAUCCAGCCCUGCGCUAUUGUGACCGUAUAAUGCAGAAGCCGUGGCUGAGGUUCCUAGUCCCGUGCUGGCUGUCAGAAGUGUAGAUGGUCUAUAGGUUUCUUUCAAGUCUGUGCCUGCCCCCACAGCCUCCCCAUACAGGAUGCGAAAGAGGUGGCCCCAAAGGUGCUAUAAAUAUCUAUAAAUAUUAAAUAUAUAUAUAUAUAUUUAAUUUAUACUCAUGUGUUAUUAACAUCCACUAGUGUCCCAACUCCUUUUAAAGCUCCUAAUCCUGAUACUUGCUGGGAGAGGGGUUGUUUGCUUUCAAAUCAUCGUCAUGCUGAGCUUGCACCGACCGGCGCUAGGAGCGCUUCUGUCUGAACGGGUGUGCUUUUGUCGAUUUAUCAGGAUCUGUGGAACGGCGAAUCCUGAUCGGCAACGAGAGAGCUCAAGCAGGCCACUUGGGAAACGGGCCAAGACACCGACAACUCAAAGCGGCCCUGCCUCAGAAUCUUGUUGCCUUAAAUCCUGCUUCUUGCAUCCUCUUCUUUAAGUCCAGGGCAUGGAAAGGAAGAGACUUUGAACCCUGAUCUGCCCCCCCCCCGAGGCUUCUGGUUCCUAACUCCCCAGUACAAUGGGAAAAAGGAGCCCACCCUUCUUUCUGCCCCCAGAUUGUGCAUUGUUAACUGUUACUGUUCACUGUAUCUUCCCUCCCCACCUUUACUAUGGGGUUUGUUACUGUAUGUGGAAUAUUUUGUACUCCGUUUUUUUGGGGGGGUGUUUUCCCCCCUCCUUUACAGAACCGAGUGGGGACACUAUUAAAGGGCCCACAGAUACCAAAUCCCUGCUUAUUUAAUGCACUGAGAAAUAAAACAUACUGU